This is a messenger RNA of Harmonia axyridis, 1788 nucleotides long. RefSeq names its product proton-coupled folate transporter-like. Gene Ontology annotation, molecular function: transmembrane transporter activity. The transcript has 6 exons. Gene Ontology annotation, cellular component: membrane. The record is from RefSeq and is a predicted model, not a curated record. Lineage: Eukaryota; Metazoa; Arthropoda; Insecta; Coleoptera; Coccinellidae. The coding region runs from base 291 to 1778 and encodes 495 amino acids. Gene Ontology annotation, biological process: transmembrane transport.
AAAUGGAAAGAAGGAAAUAAUGAACCACAUGAAAAAUUUACUGUAUUUAAAUAUAAGUCUAGUUUUAAAAAAAGUGAAUUCAAUAAAUUUCGACGUCUUUGGGGUUUAUUUAUUAUUUCAAGGAUAACAACUGCUGUUUGAUUUUUGCUAAUCAUAAAAUCAUAUUCCUUGAUGUGUAACGUUCAGAAACUGGGUAAACCUUCUCUGAAAUUUGUUGUGAAUUCUUCAGGAUACUAUAAUAAUUCGUAUUCGUAUAAUCAGUUGCAUAAUUAAUAAGGCCAUAAACUGAAAUGGAAAUCGAAGACCAAAAUGAUGGAGAAAACAAUGCACUUCAUAAGAUGGAAGAAGAAUUACCUUCCGAUAGAAAAUUUGGCUGUUUACAACAUAUAAAGAAUGCUGUAUUGAACAUCACGGUGGAACCUAUAGCUUUUCUUUACGUAGCUCCAAGGUUGCUAUGUGGCCUUGCACUAGAAAAUUUGUAUCUAGAGAAAGCAUGCCUGGUCAAUUUAUCUCUGAACGAAACCAUUUGCCAUGCAAUGGUAGUUAGAAACCGUUCAGGAUAUGGCGUAGAGGAUGAGAUAGCUGUUCAGGAAGUUGUGUCUCGAAUGCUACCAUACAAAUCAAUUUUCCACAUCUUCCAGAUAAUCUGCAUACUAAUAAUAGGAGGUUGGUGUGAUAGGUCAGGAAAGAGAAGACCCAUGUUUGUGGUACCUUACAUUGGAGAUAUGACAGCUGUUUUAGGUUACAUAUUGUGUGUCUACUUCUUCAUGGACCUCGGUGCAGAAUACCCUGUCAUCAUGGAAUCUGUGUUCUCCAUAGGUUUAGGAGGAAUUCCUCUUGUAAUGGCAGGAAUGUACAGCUAUGUGGCUACAAUUAGCGAUACAAAAUCCAGAACGGUCAGAGUUGGUGCAGUUUCUAUCGUAUUGAGGGCUUCGCUAACAUUAGGCAUUGGUGCUAGUGGAUUUGCGUAUAAAUAUUUUGGUUUUUAUGGAGUGUUUUUUAUUGCUUUAGGCUUUAACGUUAUUGGUUUUAUAUACAUUUUCACAAUUGUUAAGAACGUGAGUCCUAACAAUAGUAAUUGUGGAAAUGGAAAAGAAAAACAGUGUUGUCAACUUUUAUGGAAUGGUGUACGUGGCAGUUUGGUAGAAUGUUUUCAAAUAUGUUUCAAAUCAGGACCUAACAGAAGGAGAACAAGAAUGAUUUUGCUUCAACUAACCAACAUCUUAUCGUUUGGAGUUAUGCUUGCUGAAGGCUCAGUCCUAUAUUUAUACAGUAGAAGACAGUUUGGAUGGGAUGAAGUCGACUUCAGUAUAUUCAAAUUUUACAGGACAAUUGUAGAAAUAUCAGGUUGCAUUUUCGUCUUGGUAUUCCUUUCAAAAUAUAUGCGUUGGAAUGAUGGUCAGAUUGCUUUGUUGGCUGUUGCAAGUAGGAUAAUUGGUAUCACAAUCAUGGCUACUGGACAAAGUGGUCUGUUCCUCUACAUAGGAACAUUGGCUGACGUUUUCAAUGGUGCAAUAAUAAUUGCUGUACGAUCCCUGAUCACGAAAACUGUGAAUAAAAAUGAACUUGCAUUGGCAAAUUCGCUCACAGGUCUUUUCGAUUCACUAGGAUUCCUUUUAAUAGGUACUUUAUACGCAUACGUUUACUACAGUACUCUAGCUAUAUUUCCUGGAACAUUUUUUGUGGUGUCACUUAUAACAUAUAUACCGAUCCUGAUAAUGUUACUGAUCAUAAAGAAUAUAGUAUAUGGAAAUAAUAUCCAUAAGGAAGAAGAAUGAAGAGUCUGAA